AUGGCUAACAGGAGGAAGAGGAACACUGUUGGAGCUGACGAGAUCGCUCAGGCGAUUCAUCGCAUGGUGGAUGCGAUGCAGCCUAUUGUAGCUCAGCCUAGAGUCGCGGUGGCACCCGUUCGCCUAGUGACGAUGGAGGAUUUCAUGAGGCAUAAGCCCUCGAAGUUCUCUGGUAAAUCCACCCCUGACGAGGCAGACACAUGGCUUAGAGAGUGCGAGACAAUCUGUAGGGUGAUAGACUGCACGAAUGCGCAAAAGUUGUCAUUUGUCACUUUCCUCCUAGUGGUAGAUGUAGAGUAUUGGGAGUUCCCAAUCUUGGUGGAGCAGGCCAAGGUGGUGGAGCAGCUAGAGACGGGACCCAGCAGUGGGACUCGACCACAGAGGACCACGCCCGAUCCUCGUCAGCAGAAGAAGCCAUAUACCAGACCACCACCUUCUUCCAGAAAACUACAGUGUUUCAACUAUGGUGGUGAGCACUUGAGGAGGGAUUGUCCAAAACCCUCUGGCAGCGUUGGUGGCAGUAGUAGCACUAGUAAGUGCUAUGUGUGUGAUCAGAUAGGACACUAUGCCAGACAUUGUCCUAACAAGAAACCAGUUGGAGGUGCACCAGCCAAUAAACCCGUGGGAGAUAGGCCCAAAGCACCAGGGCGUGUAUUUGCACUGACGACUACAGAGGCGACUCAGUCAGGAUCUACCCAUUCAUUCGUAUUUAAUGAAUGCGUGAGGAAGCUCAGACUUGUGAUGCACGAGCUGGGGUGCGAGUUAAUAGUCCCAACACUAGAGUCAGGCGAGGUAUCCACUAGUUCUAUUUGUGUGGGAUGCCCUAUGGAGGUAGCGGGUCACAGAUUCAAGGUGAAUCUUAUUUGUUUACCCAUGGAGGGUCUAGAUGUUAUUCUGGGAAUGGACUGGUUGUCGAGCAACCAUGUGGCUGUGAAGGAGAUUGAAGAUGGAGCUACAUGUUUCAUGAUAGUGGCUAAUGCAAAGAAGUUGAGUACUGCAGAGAGAAUCAGCAGGAUUACUAUGGUGGAGGAGUAUGCAGAUGUUUUCCCGAAUGAAAUUCCGGAACUGCCACCGAGCCGGGAUGUGGAUUUCACUAUUGAUCUCAUCCCUGGGGCCGGUCUAGUGUCCAUGGCGCCCUAUCGGAUGGCACCAGCCGAGUUAUCUGAGCUGAAGAAGUAG
Molecule: messenger RNA, 1179 nt
Organism: Vigna unguiculata (cowpea)
Lineage: Eukaryota; Viridiplantae; Streptophyta; Magnoliopsida; Fabales; Fabaceae
Molecular function (GO): zinc ion binding; nucleic acid binding
Source: RefSeq, a predicted model, not a curated record